UGGCGCUUUGAUUAUGUUCCUGUGCUUCUUCCCUCGCUUCCUAUAAAUAGAGCGAACUUCCCAUUUCCCUCCUUUCUGCAGCGGGCACAAACCUUUUCUAUGCCCCCCCCCAAAACCCUAAUCUUCCACAAUUAUAAGAAGAAAAACCCUAGAAAUCUGAACCCUUCUUUUCCUUCUGUUUUGAUCGAUCCUUUAACAAGUAAAUAAACAAGGAAAUGGCGAAGAGGGAAGUAUUAUUAGAUAGAUGGAGAACCAUCGAGGAAGAAGAAGAACUUCACGCCAACGAUGGCGAUAAUCCAGUCAUACGACGCCGUCUUCACCUCCUCAAAGAACAAUGGUUUUCAGACACAUUUAAGUACUUGAUUAGUUUGCCCAGAGAAGAACAUAUAUGGUGUGGAGAUUUUGAUUUGAUGGGCCCACUUUUAGAGACAUUUUACAAUUACUACAAAGAUGACCGGCCGGACUCUCCGCUCCGGCUUCUGUGGAAGAGGAUGUCUGGCGAAAUGCGGCAUUGCAUCCAGUGUGUAUCUCAGCAUCAUCACGCUCAAGAGAUGUAUGACAAGGAGUACGAGACGAGUUCUAUUGGACCACUUCUUGAGGUGUUAAGGAGUAUUGAUGAGGAAAGGGUGACUCGGCAUCUGAGAGAGAUUAAUGAUAGAUUGAAGAAGCAGGAGUAUGAUCAUUUGCGUGAUAAUGUUGAUGUUGUUAGUCUCAUGUAUGAGGUCUUGAUGUUUCCUGUCUUACUGGACGAUCAAUCUUUGCUAUCUGAAUUUGAAUUAUUCAUCGAAGCAGUCGAUAAUAUGCAUGAACUGGCUUUAUCUGGACAUCAACAGUUUCCGGGUGUUUAUGCGUUGCUUUUUCUGAAUAGAAGAGUACGCACUGUUGGUAGACGUUUAGCACGAUCUAUGGAGAAAUUGAGGGGAGCAACAGAUUUGGAACCUUUGCAGCCUUUACUGAAAAAAUUCGUUGGGUUUUUAGAGACAGAAAUACUACCAUCAGCUUCUAAGACUUCGAGGCCAAGAGCACAGAUGGAGCGCCUAUCCAUAUGGCUUGGAAUCACAUCAUUACUUGAGUUCCUAGAACCUCCAGCUUUUGAAGAAGGCAUACUGGAGUGCUAUCCCAUUUUUUUUGAUAUUGUGCUCAACCAUAUCAGUGGCGAUUCAGCUGAAUUCUCUCAUGCAGUAAGCUGUUUGAAAGAACUCUUCAAAAUGCUUGGUUGCAAACUCUGGCUGAGGUCUACGUUGUCUCCAAGUGUGAUGCGUAACACAUUACUGGGCCAGUGUUUCCAUACUCGAAAUGAGAAAAUCCAUAAAGACAUUUUAGAUCUUUUUCCACCUUUUCUGCAGUCCCUUGAGGCUUUGCAAGAUGGGGAACAUGAAAAGCAACGAAGGCACUUCCUUUAUUUCCUACUCCAUCAAGUUCCCGUGAGCAGCAACUUCAAUGUUCUUACAAGAAAACUUGCAUGCAAGAUAGCCCUUCUUAUCGUACACCGAGGCUACAAGAUGAACCCACCAUGCCCCCCUUAUGAAUGUGCUCAUAUGUGGGGCCCUUCACUUGUGGCUACUCUGAAGGAUUCAUCACUUCAUAGUGCUCUCCGGCAACCUGCAUUUGAUCUUAUACAGAUUAUUUUAGUUUCUGAUGCUGCUGCCUUGCUAAGUACAAUGUGGAGUAACCACACAAUUAUUGAUGCUGAUACAAACAUUUGUCUUGAGCUGAAUGAUGAUGUUAAAGAUGAAGAUAGGCUUCCAUUUGUUAUUGACGUCGAAGAUACGGAUGGUAUAUGUUGGAGUGAAUUCAGUGCACAGAGCAAGAUCGCUUCUGAAGAGCACAGAGGAUGGAUGUGCAUUCCCAUGCUAUGGAUUGAUGUUUUAGUUGAUAUGGACCCAUCAGUCCUUCCAUUGUCAUUUUCGAAGGCUGUUUUCUGGGCUCGAUCUCAUUUGACAAUGGUAGAACCUGAAACCAGUGUGCAAACAGUUGGAACCUGGCUUUCAACUUCAGCCACAGAAAUCUCCACUUCAUUUGGGUGGAAGGUUCCGACAGGUUUUGAUGAUGGUGGGGUUGGAAAGGAGUCGAAAAACUCUAUCAAAGUGUCAGUGAUGCAUCUUCCUUUAAUAAGAACAUUCAACAGGUUAACCACACACUUUUUAGCUCUAAUGAGGCUAGGGGAAUUACGGAAGCAAUGGACUUGGGAGCCAAGCAUGGCAGAGAGCUUGAUCCUUUCACUUUUGGAUUCUAAUGAUGAUGUGAGACAAUUUGGCAAAUGUAUCUUGGAGCAGGUCUCAAGCACACGGGGUCUUGCAUGUGGUUUGAAGUUUCUUUGCUCCAGCGGUUGUUCUUUGGCAGCCAUGUUUUUAGGCUUGAGACAUGCUUUGAAAGUGGUUCAACUGGAUUCUGUUGUAUCGAAGUUUCAGACUUUACAACAUUUUUUCUUUGUUCUAUGCAAACUAAUUAAAGAAGGGGAUUUACAUAAACCAGAUUUGCAACAAAAUUCAUCUGAUGACUCAAAGAUCAGAAAGUACUCUUCCCAAGGUGGAUUUCUGACACAUCCGGUCUUUGAUUCUUCUUCUUCAAACAUUGAUGGACAUUCAUUAAAUGUUGACUUGAAAUUGCAAGAGAAAUUUCGCUACUUACUAUCAAGAAUUGCAUGGCCAUCAAUUCGGAUGUUCUUGGUAGAAGGAAAGGCAUUUAUUGAUUACAGUCUUUGUCAGAUGACAUGUGUCCGUGUGCUUGAGAUCCUCCCUGUUGUUUUCGAGAGACUUUUCCAACCUCUGUUUAAACAUGCAUGGGAUAAUGGAAAGAUGGUGGAAAAUCCAUCCAACUUUGGAUGGCUUUAUGAUCUGAUGGAUUGGGGAAAGUCAUCGCUUAAAGUUGUAGUUGUCUACUGGAAGCGAACAGUAAUUUAUCUACUGAAUCUGCUUAAAGGCUUUUGCAGUAAUGCUUCUGAGUUGACUGUCAGGGCCAUUGAAAAACUUAUUUCAUGUGAUAAUAUAAGCAUUGAUCAAUUGACAGAACAAGUAUCACACCUUCGGGUUGCAUUAUCCAAGGAAGUGUCUUUUGAUAAUGUAAUGAUCACUUCAAAACCAAAAGCUCCAGAUGUGCUUCCUGUUCCUGUAGAGGAUGCUGAUGUUCAAAUUCUAGACUCAGUAUCAGUGAGUGAUAAGAGAAAUAAAAGUGACGUGAUUGUAGUUUCAGAUGAUGAAGCUGAAAAACAAAUUUCACCUGUUAAGGUGGCUGCUUCCAAAAGUGACUCAUGUCAAAUAAGUUUGGAUAGCAAGAAAAUUGCUCCUGCUGAUAGAAGUGUUUCACAAACUGAUACUGAAAAUAAGGGAUCUAGAAAUGAUACCUCAAGGGAUCUACUGGAUGACCCCCAACAAAAAUAUGCAUUAGACAUUACCAGUCUCACUUCUCAGAAGCUGGAUUCUGAUAAAUUAAGAGGCAAACAACCUCCUCAUCUCAAAUCAAAAGGUGGAUCUAAAAGCAGUAAAAAUGUUCCUCUUUCAUCCCAAUGUAGAAUUGAUCUGAAGAGUCCUGAGUCUGUCAGCUCAAAAAGCUCGAAUGAAGCUGGCAACAGCAUGAUUUCUGAAACAAGAGAUUCAAUACUGAAGGAGUUAGUGCGUGAAACUGGUGCUAAUCCACCAGAGGCUGCAGUAAAAUCUGUGAGGCAGCAGCAGUUUAAUCUGACAAAGUUAACUGCCACUGUUCUUAAACGACAAGUUAUCCAACUUAAAACACCUGCUGGAAAUAGAUUUGGAAAUUUACAGAGACUGGAGGCUGGAGUUAAAAGAUUCAAGCCUCCUAGACUUGAUGACUGGUAUAGACCCAUUUUGGAAAUAGAUUACUUUGCUAUAGUGGGAUUAGCAUCUGCAAGAAAAGAUGAGAAUCGGACUGUUAGUAGAUUAAAGGAGGUUCCUGUGUGUUUCCAAUCACCAGAACAGUACAUUGACAUUUUCCGGCCACUUGUUUUGGAGGAGUUUAAAGCACAGUUGCGUAGUUCCUUUUUGGAGAUGUCUUCAUGGGGGGAGAUGUAUUAUGGCAGUCUAUCCGUGUUGUCUGUUGAAAGGAUUGAUGACUUUCAUCUUGUCCGGUUUGUCCAUGAUGAAAGUGAUUCUACAUCAUCUAGAAGCUUUUCUGAUAAUGACCUUCUUUUGCUAACUAAAGAAGCUCCAGAAAAUGCAUCCCAUGAUGUUCAUAUGGUUGGAAAGGUGGAGAGGCGUGAAAGAGAGAAUAAAAGAAGGUCAAGUAUACUUCUCAUCAGGUUCUAUUUUCUAAAUGGUUCUUUGCGUUUAAAUCAAGCUAGGAGGCAACUUGUCGAUCGUAGCAAAUGGCAUGCAAGUCGCAUCAUGAGCAUUACACCUCAACUUAGAGAAUUUCAGGCUCUAUCAUCAAUAAAGGACAUUCCCAUCCUUUCAGCUAUCUUAAAACCUGUCAAUGAUUCUCUAUGUAAUAAUGAAUCGAGAGAACUAGGUCUGAGUAAUCUUUCUCAGCCCUUGCAGCAGACACUGAAGUCAUCUUUUAAUGACAGCCAACUGCAAGCUAUAAGUGUCGCGAUUGGAUCAACUAUUUUGAAGAAAGAUUUUGAUCUGUCUCUAAUACAGGGUCCUCCAGGGACUGGGAAGACCAGAACCAUAGUGGCCAUUGUCAGUGGCUUGCUUGCUUCACUACAAGGAACAAAGGAUACAAAAAAUUCUCUAAAGGGACAUUUGAAACAAGGUAAUGGUUUGUCCAUAACUUCAAGGCCAAAGAUUAACCAGUCUGUUGCAAUUGCCAGGGCUUGGCAGGAUGCAGCGUUGGCUAGGCAGUUAAACAAGGACGUGGAAAGAAAUGAAAAGUCUGUGGAAAGUUAUUUUAGGAGAAGGGUGCUAAUCUGUGCCCAAUCAAAUGCUGCUGUUGAUGAGUUGGUGUCAAGAAUUUCCAGUCAAGGACUUUAUGGCAAUGAUGGGAAAAUGUACAAGCCAUAUCUUGUAAGGGUUGGCAAUGCAAAAACGGUUCAUCCAAAUUCACUUCCAUUCUUUAUCGAUACACUUGUUGAUAAUCGUCUUGCUGAAGAGAGGAUGCAUUUGAGUGAUUCUAAGAAAGAUUCAGGUAUAGGCUCUUCUGCAGCAUUGCGUUCUAAUCUGGAAAAGUUAGUUGAUUGCAUUAGGUUCUAUGAGGCUAAGCGGGCUAACUUGAAGGAUGGAAAUUUGGACCUCAAAAAUUCUUUGGAAGAUGAAUUGCAUAAAGAGGAUGAAACAAAGCAAAUGUCAGAUUCUGAAUUAGAGAUCACACUAAAGAAAUUAUAUGAAGAAAAGAAACAACUUUUUAAAGAUCUUAGUGCUGCUCAGGUGCAAGAGAAGAAAACUAGUGAAGAAAUCAGAGCAAUGAAACAUAAGCUGCGGAAGUUGAUAUUAAAGGAUGCUGAAAUAGUGGUAACGACAUUAAGUGGAUGUGGUGGAGAUCUCUAUGUAGUUUGUUCUGAAUCUAUGUCAAAUUAUAAAUUUGCUUGUCCAUCUGAACAUACCCUAUUUGAUGCAGUUGUGAUUGAUGAAGCAGCUCAGGCACUGGAACCUGCUACUUUGAUUCCUCUUCAACUUUUAAAGUCAAAUGGGACAAAGUGCAUUAUGGUUGGUGAUCCGAAGCAGCUUCCUGCAACAGUUCUCUCUAAUGUUGCAAGCAAGUUUCUUUAUGAAUGUAGCAUGUUUGAGCGUCUACAAAGGGCUGGUCACCCAGUAACCAUGCUUACCAAACAGUAUAGGAUGCACCCAGAGAUUUGCCGGUUUCCCUCCUUGCACUUUUAUGAUAGCAAGUUGAUGAAUGGAGAGAAAAUGUCAAACAAAUCAGCAUCAUUUCAUGAGAUUGAGGUUCUUGGCCCUUAUUUAUUCUAUGACAUUAUGGACGGCCAGGAGCUUCGCGGUAAAAAUUCUGGUGCAUCGUCCCUUUAUAAUGAACGUGAGGCUGAAGCUGCAGUUGAACUACUACGAUUUUUCAAAAGGAGGUACUCAUCCGAGUUUGUUGGUGGUAGAAUUGGCAUCAUAACUCCAUACAAAUGCCAGCUCUCACUUCUGCGCUCUCGUUUUUCUAGUGCAUUUGGAUCAUCUGUUGUCGCUGAUAUGGAGUUCAAUACUGUUGAUGGCUUUCAGGGACGAGAGGUUGAUAUACUGAUACUUUCCACUGUUAGAGCAGCUGAUUCAAAUUCCUCUAUGAAUGAGUUGAGCUCCAGCAGUAUUGGGUUUGUCGCUGAUGUAAGACGGAUGAAUGUUGCCCUGACAAGAGCCAAGCUCUCCCUUUGGAUUUUGGGUAAUGCGAGGACCUUGCAGACGAACUGGAACUGGGCAGCUCUAGUAAAGGAUGCUAAAGAGAGAAACUUGGUCAUCUCAGCAAAACAGCCAUAUGAAUCCUUGUUCGAAACAGCUCCUAGGGAUACUUGCAGGAGAGAGAGUAUUAAUAAUCAUUCAAGACAGUCAAAGCAUGUUGAAAAUUUUAGAGGCAGCGGCAAACUAGGCAAACAAAAUGAACAGAAAGUGUACAGGGAUAAAAACUCUAUUCGUUCCGUUACUCGAUGCGAUGGUACUGUUGCUGGAGAUGGUAAGGAUUUUUAUGUACAAAGCAGCAAAAGAAAACCCAGAGAGGAACAUGAUCUUCCAGGGAAAAUGGAUCUUCCGAAAAAUUUCAAGUCUAUCAUUCCAGGGGAAUCUGUUACUGGUGAUGAAAGCAAGGGCAAAGACAGAAGUCAGAAGAAACUUAGCUCUGGUAAGAAGAAAGAUAAAUGUGCAAAUCCGAAGAGUACUAGGGAGCGUUCUGAACUUGAACUGGGUGAUGGCCACAAAAAUUUGAAAUUGAGCAUGUUGAGGGGACCAAAGAAAUCUAUUGAAGGUAAGAGAAGCCAGAAGAAUUUGGACAGUUCUACAUCCUCAGCUGAAGGCAGCCUCAAAAGUAAGGAGGUCAAUGACGGUAGAGAUCCUAAUCCUGUAGGUGCUUCUUUAGAUUUAAUUACAAAGAGGAAACAACAACGUGAAGCUGUUGAGGCCAUUCUAAACUCAUCUCUCAUUUCCUCCAAGAAGUCAGAACCAUCAACGAAAUCUAUGUCUUCCAAAAGGCCUCCUUCUCCAACCUCAGCUGUAAGUGGUGGAAUCAGACCACCCAAGACAAGAAAAGGUCCGCAGUAACCUGAAAAAGGUUUAUUGCAAAAUCAGAGCCAUCAGCACCGCAGUAAAAGUGAAAAUCUUUGUGAUUCCAGUAUGGUAUGGUGAAGUUGAAUUCCAUUUUUGAGAUUUUAGCGAAAGCCUAUUUUAUCAUCCCUGUAAUUUUUUGGAAGCUACAAAGAAGAUAGGGGGGCAGUUCUACUAAAAAGUGAAGAAACCCUACUUGAUCUUGAAUGUCAAGGUAAACCAUGGAUUGGAUAAGUUAGGUUUACGUCUUGUGGUUCAUUGUUGCAGACCCCCAGGGCAAUACAGCAUUGGUCUUGAAAAUAUAGAAAUAAUACUAGCGUGACUGAUCACUGUAGAUAAGUUUGAUAUUUGGUUCAUCACUGCAUGCCCUUGCAAGUUGUUUUUUUCCGGGCGAGUUUUGUCUAGAAGAUCUAGUUCAUAGUGCCUCUCUGAUGAUACCUUGUUCUGAGCGACCAAAACCCUGUGUACAUAUUGGUUCUUGUAAAUAUUUGUGACUUCAGCAAUGCCUAGCGUGAAAGCUCAGAAUUCUUGCAAGUUUUGCUCUCGGUCCUGCAUGUCGAUCACCCUAAAUAAAUGGAGGAUGCAAAAUUAUCAUGUUUUUUCCCAGCAAGUGAAGAUGUUGGGGAUCUGGAAUUUGUUUGGUGUAACCAUUCUGCAAAUAUUCCAGUCAAUGUAUUGCUUUGAUGUUUGAUGCAAUUAAACGUCUUAGAAAUUGUGUUUAUUUGCUAGAUUUAUUGCUGUUGCUUCAAAGUAAAAAGCAGGAGGAUAUGUAAUUGCCGGAUUUGUUCAAGAUCCACGAGCAUAGCUUUCGGCCCGUCCUGUUUGUUUCAUA
Molecule: messenger RNA, 7977 nt
Organism: Populus trichocarpa (black cottonwood)
Lineage: Eukaryota; Viridiplantae; Streptophyta; Magnoliopsida; Malpighiales; Salicaceae
Product: helicase SEN1
Exons: 22
Coding region: 216-7142 (2308 amino acids)
Molecular function (GO): helicase activity
Source: RefSeq, a predicted model, not a curated record